Messenger RNA from Alnus glutinosa, 1230 nucleotides. RefSeq names its product GATA transcription factor 15-like. The record is from RefSeq and is a predicted model, not a curated record. The transcript is spliced from 3 exons. Gene Ontology annotation, molecular function: zinc ion binding; sequence-specific DNA binding. The coding region runs from base 442 to 909 and encodes 155 amino acids. Gene Ontology annotation, biological process: regulation of DNA-templated transcription. Lineage: Eukaryota; Viridiplantae; Streptophyta; Magnoliopsida; Fagales; Betulaceae.
AAACAGUCAAACAGAGUAGUACUACGUACGUUCGGCAGGCCAUUACACUACGCAUACAGAGGAGCGGGUCUGGAAGAGAAACACCCACUCCUGCAUGCUGACACGUGGCCCCACCGCUCACCAAAAUUUGGCGGUUGUGCUGCCACCAAAUGUUCUGCAAACCCAAGGGCAUUUCCGUCAUUCCAUAGCAGAAAAACCCUAACCUCUAGGGGUUUUGUGCAUAUCCACUGGGCACUCUGUCGGCUCCUCUCUCUCUCCCUCUCUCUCUCUGUUUUGCAUUUUUUUUUUUUUGGGCAUGUUGGUUUCUAUUUAGUGUAUCCCUCUCUCCCUCUCUCUCUGUUUUGGGUCUUUUUGAGCUUGGGUUCCUUCGUUUCUGUCAUCCAGUUACUCACUCUCUCUCUCUCUGUGCAAGAUUUUUUAAAAGUGGGCUUUCUGGGCACGAUGGAUCUCACGGAAAAGGAAUCAUUGUGUGUGGGUAUGAUGAGUGAGAACAAGAAGUGCUGCUCUGAUUGCAAGACCACAAAGACCCCCUUGUGGAGAGGUGGGCCAGCUGGACCCAAGUCACUGUGUAACGCUUGUGGGAUCAGAUACAGGAAGAGGAGGGUUUCUAUGGUGGGUUUUAGCAAUGUGUCAUGGAGGAAAAGGGACAGAUCACAAGGUCAUGGUACUACUGCCACCACUGCUGCAACCACAUCAUCUACUGCUAAAGCUGAUGGUGAUGGUGAUGGUGACAGAGAUCUCAGCGAGUCUUUGAAAACGAAAUUAAUGGCAUUGGGGAAGGAUUUGUUGUUGCAAAGGUCACCAUCAGUGAUGAAGAAACAGAGGUGCCAGAGGAGGAGGAAGCUGAAGGAGGAGGAACAAGCAGCUGUUUGUUUGAUGGCACUGUCCUGUGACUCUGUUUUUGCCUAAAAGGAAGAAAAAGAACAAACGGGAUAAAGAUAAACAAGACAGCCUAGACAGAGACCCUAACCAACCAACCAACAAAUAUACCUUUUGUUGUCUUUUGGCUUACUUUCUUGUAUUUUUAAUUUAAUGAAAUGUAGCAAAAUACCCUUGUUCAUGUUAUGUGGGUAUUUCAAAUACAGAAUAGAAUGAAAGCGAUAGGGAAAUUUAGGGUUUUGGUUGAAGCCUGAAGGAAUGAUGUCCCUGCUUUUGGUAAUAUUUCUUUCGAUUAUAUUGUAAAUAAACUCGGAAGUAAUGGUAUAUGAUCUUUCUUUCUGGAAUGUUCCA